AUGGUUGUGCCGAGCCCUGGAUCACCGCCCGGCAUGACCUCUUCUAAGUCUUCCAAGACUUCUUCCUUGCAAUCCUUUGGGUCCGACGACGAUAGCAGUGUGUUGGCAGAUGCCGGACAUUUUGAAGAGAUUGGACUUGACGAUGACACAAUCACUAUCGACAAUGCACACUCACGUGAUAUUAGCCAGGCCAAGCCUGCCUUGAAUCCAUACAGCAACUCGUUCACCAGCGAUCUCCGUGCACAAUCAGCCAGACAUCUUAGCAGCAAGACACACACUGCGCAGCCCACCGGGGCUCGAGAUGCCUCUCGCCCAGCAUCGCAGAGGAACAUUACUUCUACACAAAAAACCCGUGCCAACUUCCCGGCACUGUCCACCCAGUUCAGAGACACGAGCACUCAGGGGCUCAGUAAUAUUGGACCACAGCAACGAUCGCAUCCGCUUCCCGUCCGCAGUCUCUCGGCCCGCCCGGCGUCGGCCGUGGGCUCCAAUCGCCGUCAUCGAAGUCCGAGUCCUAAUCUUUCUCUACGCUCACUGAGCCCCCAAAACCCCGGUCUUUCAUUGAAGCCACGCAGGAGUAGUUGGCAGUCGGCAGUUGAAAGAAAAUCUGUCAUCGAACUUGAGCAGGAGUGCGACGACGACGAGGACGAUAAUAUCCCGGAGGGUGUCAUUCUCGACAAUGUUCCUAUUUCACCACGGCCAGCAGUGGAACGUCCCGCAAGUCGACCAGUCUCGGCGUCCACUUCCCCGAACAGGCAACCCAAAGAAAGAGUACGCAGUGUAGGAAAUGGCACGCCGCCCGUGGCAGUCGCGCAAGGCUCGCUGCGGUCCCCCACCUGGAGGUCCGAAUCCUCAUCAAGAGAAUCCCCAAAGUCACCGGCGAUGUAUCCAUCCCCCCUCAAGGGUCGUGCCAAGAGCUGGAACUCUGCUUUGUCAGAUCUAAGUGCUGAAGCCAAAGCGCUGACCGAGAAGUUGGAGGAGCACUAUGACGAGCUGGAUAAGAUUGAUUCGGCCGAUGGGACGCGCCGCCCCUCACCCAAGCCACGAGUCAAGUCAGCUUUGGCUGAACUACCACCGCUCCGCAGAACAAAUAUCAUGAUUGACCCCCUCCCGAUUUCGAAGGAGAAAGAAGCCGUUCUUUCUCGUACACGUCCCUCCUGGCUUCCACCCAAAGAUCCUGCUGAGGAGAAGAGACAUAUCAAGGAAUAUCAGAAGAUGAUGGCAAACAGUGUCGAUGCCGAGCAACGUCGACAAGCCGCAAGGAAGGAAAAGGACAAGUCCAAGGAUGCCAGAGCGAGCGACUUGACUCGCGUCUGGGAGGACGAUGUCCUGAAGAGAUGGAACGUAGCCAUCCGUGAGCGACGAACGAGAGAGCUUUGGUGGAAAGGUGUUGCUCCACGAGCUCGCGGCAACGUGUGGUCACAGGCUAUUGGGAAUGAACUCGGCCUUACUGAGACGAGCUUCCAGGCUGCUUUGAGCCGGGCGCAAGAGCUAGAAGCUCGCGCCGAACAGGCAAAGUCGAGCCCCGAGGAGCAAAGCAAGGUUGAUUGGCUUCGGGCCAUCAAAGCCGAUGCUUCUGGAAGAACAUGGGGUGAUUUGAACAUAUUCCAAGUUGGCGGGCCUUUGCACCAGCCGCUGGUGGAUGUCCUCAGUGCCUACGCCAUGUACCGGAGCGACAUCGGUUACAUCAAUGGCUGCAACACCAUUGCUGCUAUCCUGCUCCUCAAUCUACCCUCCGCCACAAUGGCCUUUAUUGCACUUGCCAACGUGCUCAACAGGCCUUUGCCUCUCUCAUUUUACGCUUCCGACAGCGGCGGAAAAGCCUCCGCUUAUAACCUCUUACUGCAAACACUCAAGACGAAGAGCCCCCAGCUUCACAGACAUCUCACCAAGGCAGAGCUUGCUCUCGACCCGGAGGAUUACCUAUACAAUAUCUUCACUGGAUUGUUCACGCAACAUCUCUCUCUCGAUGAGUGUACCCGAUUGUGGGACGUUUAUGUUUUUGAGGGUGACGCCGUACUUGUGAGAGCAGCCGUUGCAUUGCUGUCGCAGCGCGAACCUUCCUUGCUCGCUGCCCACAGCCGCACCGCCAUUUUGAAAGCUUUAGCUGAAGGCGGCCAAAAGGUAGUUCAGGGUCGAGAAGACGAGUGGAUGCAGUUGGUUCGAGAAGCCGGCAAGGCUUGA
Messenger RNA from Pestalotiopsis fici W106-1, 2184 nucleotides. RefSeq lists its product as uncharacterized. Gene Ontology annotation, molecular function: GTPase activator activity. Gene Ontology annotation, biological process: activation of GTPase activity. The transcript has 2 exons. NCBI's taxonomy places the organism in Eukaryota, Fungi, Ascomycota, Sordariomycetes, Amphisphaeriales, Sporocadaceae. The coding region runs from base 1 to 2184 and encodes 727 amino acids. The record is from RefSeq and is a predicted model, not a curated record.